GGGGCGGAACCGAGGAGGCGCGGAGACAGCUUUGGGGCAUGUCGUCAGGCAGACUGGAGUCUCGGCGGCGUUGUUUCUUGCGGUGGUGUUAGCCCGAGACACUUGGUCCCCCAGACCUGGAACCCAUCGCUGCCUCGGGCCGCGCCUCUCAUAUCUCAGACGGAGAUACUGAGGUUUCUUGAGAAGCAACAUACUUGAUAACAACUGUCGAUUCUUAACCAGUCAAGUUCUGCGCGAUUCCUGGGAAGCACUGCUCCAGGGACUCCCAGAGGUUCUUUGGACCCAGAAAAAGAAAGUGUCCUCUUCUCCAACCGAGCCGCAUGCCACCUGAAGGAUGGGAACUGUGUAGACUGCAUCAAGGACUGCACUUCGUAAGCGGAGCACUGGCCUUGGUUCCCUUUAGCAUGAAGCCCCUGCUGCGGCGAGCAUCGGCCUACGAGGCUCUGGAGAAGUACCCACUGGCUUAUGUUGACUACGUGACUGUGCUGCAGAUCGACGACAGUGUGACAUCAGCUCUGGAAGGCAGCAGCAGGAUGACAAGAGCUCUCAUGGACUCCUUUGGGUCCGAGUGGCGCCUGAAGCUGCCCUCUAUCCCCUUGGUGCCUGUUUCAGCUCAGAAGAGGUGGGAAUGUUUGCCUUCGGAAAACCGCAAAGAGACAGCCAAAAGCAAAUCCAAAGAAACCACAACCGCCAAGAGCAGAGUGCCUUCUGCUGGGGAUAUGGAGAGAGCCAGAGUUCUGAAGGAGGAAGGCAAUGAGCUUGUGAAGAAGGGGAACCAUAAGCAAGCGAUUGAGAAGUACAGUGAGAGCCUCUGGUUUAGUAACGUGGAAUCCGCCACGUACAGCAACAGAGCGCUCUGCCAUCUGGUGCUGAAGCAGUACAAGGAGGCCGUGAAGGACUGCACCGAAGCCCUCAGGCUGGACGGAAGAAAUGUGAAGGCCUUUUACAGACGGGCUCAAGCCUACAAGGCACUCAAGGACUAUACAUCCAGCUUUGCAGACAUCAACAGCCUCCUGCAGAUUGAGCCCAGGAACGGCCCUGCACAGAAGUUGCGGCAGGAAGUCAACCGGAGCUUAAACUAAAAUCCCAAAAGGGCAGUGGGACACCUGCCUGACCUCCUUCCUGUGCCUGCUCGUGGGACCCGACGUGCCCCAGAGCUCCCUCCUCAGACCUGAUGGCCUCCUGCCCAUUUAGAGGCUUUGCUUGUUCAAGCUAAGCUCAGCAUAGCCAAAAAUCAGACGUUUGUUAAAAAGGUCUCUCCCUGUUCUGCAUCCCCCUGUGCUGCAGACAGCUAGUGGGUCACACAGAUGGGUCCUUGUCAGCCAAGCACUUGGCUCUGGCUCUGUCCCUACCCAGCAUGCUCCAGCCUGAGUGCUGCAUUUCCAGUGUCACCAGGCCACCUCACCACAGUCCAUCUGAGCAACCCAAGCUGGGGUGGGGUUGGUGGCUGGAACACCCUGGCCGCCUUCACCCAAUGCAGCCUGUUGAGCUGGUUCUCCAGGGCUGCUGUCCCGGCCCUGUCCUUGGCCCAUGCUUCAUGCUGUGAACCCCAGUGCCUUUUGGCCGAGCCCUCCUUUGGUGGGGAUGCAGAACCUGACCCUUGGCUAGUUUUGUGGCUCUGUGCUGCCACCUCCCGUGCGGAGGUACCUAAGCUGUUUCAAGAGCCCAGAGGGGUGGCUGCUGCUCCCGAAGGUGGGAUGGGAGAAGGGCCCUUUUGAAGUCAGUGUCCCAUUCCCAGCAGGGACUUGCCUUUUGACCCCAGUGGUGGCCCCUCUGGGCUUCUUAGGUUCGUUAUAUGUUGAUGUUAAUUUGAACUGAACUGAGUUGUUGAGCUGUGGGUUUCCGCUGUUGAAGUAAACAUCUUCUCCGUCA
Phacochoerus africanus (Common warthog) is the source of this 1872-nucleotide messenger RNA. It is a transcript of the gene TOMM34, whose product is annotated as translocase of outer mitochondrial membrane 34. The transcript has 7 exons. The coding region runs from base 321 to 1082 and encodes 253 amino acids. Gene Ontology annotation, cellular component: mitochondrion; cytosol. NCBI's taxonomy places the organism in Eukaryota, Metazoa, Chordata, Mammalia, Artiodactyla, Suidae. The record is from RefSeq and is a predicted model, not a curated record. Gene Ontology annotation, molecular function: heat shock protein binding.